This is a messenger RNA of Cicer arietinum (chickpea), 997 nucleotides long. RefSeq names its product transmembrane emp24 domain-containing protein p24delta7-like. Lineage: Eukaryota; Viridiplantae; Streptophyta; Magnoliopsida; Fabales; Fabaceae. The record is from RefSeq and is a predicted model, not a curated record.
UUGUAUGUACUCACCAGUCACCACCUUCCCUCUACUGUUUGAAACCAACAAAUCAAACACACACAUACAACUUGGAAGUUCGUCUUUCUUUUUUUUAUUUUUUAUUUUGUUUCUCUACUCUCUUCUUCUCAUUCCACACUAGCUACCUAUAUUGUGAAUAUGUUUGGAUUAAAUCCAAAACUAUCCUAUUUGAUUUUUCUCGUUGUUGUAGUUGUGGGACUGUUUUCAUAUUCAGUUCAAUCCAUGAGGUUUGAUUUGCCAUCUGGUAAACAUAGAUGUAUGGCUGAAAACAUAAACAAGAAUACAAUGGCAUUUGGGAAUUACUCAAUCGUCAAUCCAAACGUGGGUCAACCUUUGCCUGUUAACCACACCAUCACUGUUCAGGUGACUACGACUGGAGGUAAAGUGCAACAUCAUUUUGCAGAGGGUGUUCAAGCAGGAGAGUUUUCAUUUGUGGCACGUCAAAGUGGGGACCACAUUAUAUGUUUCUGGGUUACAGCUGAUGAUCCCAAAGCAACACUCUCUAUUGAAUUUAUAUGGAGAACCGGAGUCGUAGCCAAAGAUUGGUCCAAUAUUGCAAAGAAAAGCAAAGUUGAUAGAGUGGGAUUUGAGGUAGAAAUGUUGACUCAUACUGCUGAGCUCAUUAAGGAGGAGAUGAUUAGUCUUCGUAAACUAAAUGAAGAAAUGCUAGCGGUCAAUUGGAUAACUGAUACCAGAAUGUGUCACUUCAUUUUCCUUUCAUUUUUUAUUACAUUUUCAGUAGCAGGGUUGCAACUAUGGCACUUGAAGAACUUUUUUGAGAAAAAGAAAUUCAUAUAAUUAGUUUGUUAUUAUUCAAUUAUAGACCUUAGUUAUCUCGUGAGCUCUGUAAAAUAUACAGGCAGUAGUUUACAGUAUAAGUCAUAAUGUGAUAUAUAAAUUGUAUCAGAUUAUCCUCUCUUUUUAAGUUGAAAUCAGUUUUAUGGAAAAUAAUAAGCUGAGGAAGUUGUUGAUUCUC